This is a messenger RNA of Trifolium pratense (red clover), 673 nucleotides long. Its product is annotated as lamin-like protein. Lineage: Eukaryota; Viridiplantae; Streptophyta; Magnoliopsida; Fabales; Fabaceae. Gene Ontology annotation, cellular component: plasma membrane. The coding region runs from base 53 to 580 and encodes 175 amino acids. The record is from RefSeq and is a predicted model, not a curated record. Gene Ontology annotation, molecular function: electron transfer activity. The transcript is spliced from 2 exons.
AGGUAGAUAGAAAAUUUUGUGUUUUAAAAAACCCAAGAGAGAAUUUCUAGUGAUGGAAAAUUCAAGAGUGAUGUUGAUGAUGAGUGUGGUGGUUUUUGGAAUGUUGUCACUGUGGCCAAUGGUGGUGAUGGGAAAACCAGUGCUUCAUAAGGUUGGAGGACCCAAAGGUUGGAAUCAAAAUGUCAAUUAUACUACAUGGUCUUCUCAAGAGCAUAUAUAUGUUGGUGAUUGGCUAAUUUUUAAGUUUGACAAAAGAUACUACAAUGUCUUGGAAGUGAACAAGACAAGCUAUGAGAAUUGCAUAGACAUCACCUUCAUAAAAAACGUGACGCGAGGAGGUCGUGACGUGGUUCAAUUGACAGAAGCAAAGACAUACUACUUUCUCUCUGCUGGAGGUUAUUGUUUUCAUGGAAUGAAAGUUGCCGUGAACGUUCAAGACCAAUCACCUGCACCAUCUCCAUCUCUUUCCGAUACGGCGCAAUCCAGUGGUGGUUCUAUUUUGCCAUCUAUGUACACAUGCUUUGGAAUUAUUAUUGCUAAUGUGUUUUAUGUGAGUUUGGUUUCAAUGGGGAUUUGGUAAGAAAUUGGGGGGUGUGAAAGAAUUUUAAUUAUUGGGUUUGAUUAUAAAUUAAGGUUCAGUUAUUUGAUUGAAAAGUGAACGCAGCUUGAAUAA